UGUUUUCUUGUGUUACAGAGAAGACUACAUUGACAAUGCCAAAAGGCGGAGCUGCUAUGUAUGAACAGGAAGAGAAGAUGAGAAGAGGUACAUGGAUGAUAGGGGAGGAUAUCCAGCUCAUUAACUAUAUAACUCUACAUGGGGAAGGCCGUUGGAAUUUCCUUGCCAAAGCUUCAGGACUGAGGAGAAGUGGGAAGAGCUGUAGGCUGAGGUGGGUUAACUAUCUACGCCCAGAUCUCAAAAGAGGGCAGAUUACUCCAGAAGAAGAACGUUUAAUUAUAGACCUCCAAAGCCGCUGGGGUAACAGGUGGUCUCGAAUCGCGCGACAUUUACCUGGCCGGACAGAUAAUGAAAUCAAGAACUACUGGAGGACAAGGAUUAAGAGAAAGCUUCUUACAAAAAAUGCAGGAAAUCAAUCUUCAAGGGUCUCACAUAAUUCUAACUCCAUGCCACAUUCAUUUCCCCAGCAGAACAGUGAAGCAGAAAGGAGCAGGACACCAGAGAAUAGCCUGCAGAAAAAUGGAACAUUCAAUAACAGAGUGGUCCAUUUUAAAGAUGGAAUAGAGGAAGAUUCAAUGGGCAUGCCGGAUUCAAUUAUAAGCUCAAAUGAAUGGAACAAUUUUCAUGACAAUGGUGACCUGGUUGAGGAUAUGACGAUGUCUUACGAGAUGGAGUCCUUUGCAUGCAUGAUUUCUGAAUUAUGUGCAGAUGUGGUGGAUGACCAGUGCAGCAUCUUCAUUCAUUGAAUUUUGAAACCAGGCUAAAGUUUUAGUUCUCAAUAGAACCCACAUAAUGGUGCACUGCAUAGUAGAUUUGAAUGUAAUUAAAAGUUAAAUUGAAAUCACUGUAUAGCAUU
Cryptomeria japonica (Japanese cedar) is the source of this 856-nucleotide messenger RNA. RefSeq names its product MYB-like transcription factor EOBII. The coding region runs from base 36 to 746 and encodes 236 amino acids. The transcript has 3 exons. Gene Ontology annotation, biological process: regulation of DNA-templated transcription. Gene Ontology annotation, cellular component: nucleus. The record is from RefSeq and is a predicted model, not a curated record. Gene Ontology annotation, molecular function: sequence-specific DNA binding; DNA-binding transcription factor activity. Lineage: Eukaryota; Viridiplantae; Streptophyta; Pinopsida; Cupressales; Cupressaceae.